UGAAUCAAGUUUGUUUGGGUACCAUAGCAACGCAAAAACCAAAACUGAACCUGAAAAGAGAACAAUUCAAUCACGACAGAACAGUAUCGUAUACCACGGAUACGGAAAAUCUUGUGAAUAAGUAUUUCCGAGAAAAAUAUUUAUCAAACAUGUUACGAGGAGCCAAUACCGGCACCAUACUAUGCGAAGAACAGUCCAAAUUCGUCCUCGAACGGAUCAGCACCGUUGAAAAGCAUUUCAGUGAACUGUGCGAAGCGUUUGCCGAGUUCACGCGGAAGGUGGCCCGUUUGCGUGACAAAUCCGACGAGUUGGCUCACACGACGCAGGAUUUCUCUAGUGUGGAAAAGUACAACAAAUCACUGUCGAGUGGUCUAUCGAGCCUGUCCAAGGCGAUCACGUUGCUCGGCGAUUUUCAAGACUUGCAGGUAAAGAGACUGGAGAAUCGGAUUGUUUCGGAACUGUCUCAGUACGAAGUUGUGUGCAAACACUGCAAAGACAGUGUGAAGGAUGCAAUUAUAAGCAGGGAUAAAGAAUUAGCUAAGCGGAAACAGCUGGACCAGGCCAGGACAAGAAUUGCUCGAGGUAAUAGAACUUCCAAGGACUCGGAGUUGAUCAAAUCCAACAUGGAAGUCUCCAAAAGUUUGAAAGAAAUAGAAGAAAUCGUUGGAAAAUUCGAAAAGCAGAAAUUAACAGAUUUGAAGAAUCUGUUGAUGGAAUUUGUAAUGAUAGAGUUGAAAUUUCACACCAACGCCGUUGAAGUACUGUCCGCUACGUAUCAGGACAUUUCUGACAUUGACGAGCAAAAGGACUAUCAGGGAUUUUACAAAGAAAUCAAACGCCAAAACAGGCAAUUCAAAAAAUACCUGCAACAGGACGAGCUCUCUGAUCGAUACUUUCUGCAACGGAUCAAAUCGCAAUCGAUGGGCGCCCUUAGUUCGAUGUUUGCAGCCAGUUCUACCGGCAAUCGGAAAAACAAAAGCUUGAGUUCAACGUCUUUGAACUCAUCUCAGGAGCAGGAAACGAGCCCAGUUACUACUGUCACUCAUCAAGAUUCGUCUCGGAUGGUUACUGCAAAACGGAAGGGCAGUGUAGCAGCAACUGGUCCGAAUUCCGUCGAAUCAAUGGAUUCAACGAAACUUUCCAAUGAUUCCAAAUCAACAACAGAGAACAGUGAUACGGAUGACGAUUCGGAUACUGCUACCGAUUCUGACGAACAAGCGGCGAAACUGUCUCACCAAAACCUCAAAGAGGUUGGCAAGGUUGAUCCAAAAUUUACUAUUAUUAGACUCAAAGAUUACAACUAAGAAGGUGGAUUAGUUUAGUAUUAAAAAAACAUCUGAAUUUUCACAGAAUCUAGAAGAACCCUUCAAUGUAAUGCACAAAAGCCAAAGUCCCACUACGAA
Malaya genurostris is the source of this 1403-nucleotide messenger RNA. RefSeq names its product CBY1-interacting BAR domain-containing protein homolog (gene Fam92). Gene Ontology annotation, cellular component: ciliary basal body; ciliary transition zone. Gene Ontology annotation, biological process: cilium assembly. The transcript is spliced from 4 exons. The coding region runs from base 150 to 1304 and encodes 384 amino acids. The record is from RefSeq and is a predicted model, not a curated record. Lineage: Eukaryota; Metazoa; Arthropoda; Insecta; Diptera; Culicidae.